Messenger RNA from Pristis pectinata (smalltooth sawfish), 5845 nucleotides. RefSeq names its product lipase, hormone-sensitive b (gene lipeb). Gene Ontology annotation, cellular component: cytosol. The record is from RefSeq and is a predicted model, not a curated record. Bases 23 to 2524 code for a protein of 833 amino acids. Gene Ontology annotation, molecular function: triacylglycerol lipase activity; sterol ester esterase activity. NCBI's taxonomy places the organism in Eukaryota, Metazoa, Chordata, Chondrichthyes, Rhinopristiformes, Pristidae. The transcript has 13 exons. Gene Ontology annotation, biological process: triglyceride catabolic process; cholesterol metabolic process.
UUGUCAACGGCGGGCGGUGAAGAUGGCGUCGGGCGGAGCGGCGCCGGGGUCGGAGGGAAGAGGCGCCUCGGUCCGGGAGCCGGCAGGGUCCAUCAAGCACGCCUCCUCCAUGGACACGAGGACCAUGUUCCUAGUGCUGCUGUCUGUCACCGAGGACAACGUCCGCUUCUUCCAGGAGAACCUGUCAGAGACUUCCCGCCGCUUCAUCGCUGCCUUCACCCAAAUCCAGGAGCACGGGCGCGGGCUCCAGCCCCUGAUGCUCAGCUUCUCGGCGGUCUGCGCCGACUUUGACUUUGACGAGCGGACGCCGGCCAAUGGCUACCGCAGCCUGAUGAAGGUGGUGCGCUCCUGUGUCCUCCACAUCAUCCACAAGGCCCGCUACAUCUCGGCCAACCGCCACAGCAUCUUCUUCCGCACCAGCCACAACCUGAUGGAGAUCGAGGCCUACAGCUCGGCCCUGCGGCAGCUCCGCGCCCUCCUCUACAUCGCCCAGAAACUGCUCACCACCAACAAGCUCGGUGACCUCUUCUUCAGCGAGGAGAGGGGCCUGUCCGAGGAGUUCCUCCAUGAAUCGAACUCCAUGCACAAGGGCUGCUUCUACGGACGGUGCUUGGGCUUCCAGUUUAGCCCUUCCAUCCGCCCCUUCCUCCAAACCAUCUCAAUCGGCCUGGUGUCGUUCGGAGAGAACUACAGGAGACAUGAAACCAGCUUCGUGGGUAGCUUACCACAGUAUGGCAUCGCUGCCACCUCCAUCUUCACCAGUGGGAAGUAUGCCAUCGAUCCCGAGCUGCGGGGCUCUGAGUUCGAGAGACUCACCCAGAACCUGGACGUCCAUUUCUGGAAGGCCUUCUGGAACAUCACCGAGAUGGAGAUCCUUGCCUCGUUGGUGACGCUCACCUCCACCACAGUGCGUGUGAACAAGACUCUCUCCGUCCCGCCCAACCCCUUUGAGCUGCCUCUGCUGGUGGACCCCAACCUGAUGGUGCAGAUAACGCCUCCCGUCGCUCACUCCGGACCCGGCCCCGUGCAGAUGAGACUCAUCUCCUACGAGCUACGAGACGGGCAGGAGAGCGACGAACUCAACAGCCUCUGCAAACCAGAGGCGCAGCUGAGCCUCGACAUGCGCCUGAAAAGCAAGAAGGCGCCGCGCUCCAGGUUCCUGGUCGUCCAUUUCCAUGGCGGGGGAUUCGUGGCGCAGACCUCCAAGUCACACGAGCCUUACCUGAAGAGCUGGUCCCACGAGCUGGACUCGCCGAUACUGUCCGUCGAUUACUCCCUGGCGCCUGAGGCCCCCUUCCCCCGGGCCCUGGAAGAAUGUUUCUUUGCCUAUUGCUGGGCGGUGAAGAACUGCCAUUUGUUGGGUUCGACGGGAGAGCGGAUCUGCCUGGCCGGCGACAGUGCAGGAGGGAACCUGUGCAUUACCGUCUGCAUGCAGGCUGCUUCCUACGGGGUCAGGCUGCCCGACGGGAUCAUGGUUGCCUACCCCGCCACCCUGCUCCAGGCCACCGCCUCCCCGUCACGCCUCCUGACCUUCAUCGACCCACUGCUCCCACUCAGCGUCCUCUCCAGGUGCCUGGGCGCCUACGCAGGUCUGGAGCCGGCGGACGGCUCCCCCUCCUCCUCCUCCUCCCUGGAAAAGGCGGAUCCAUUGAGCGUGGCGCGCAACGACACGGCCCCGAUCCUGCGGGAUAUCCGCCUGGGGGCGUCUGCCUGGAUCAGCUCCCUGCUUGACUCUGGCAAGGGAGGCGGCAAACCCGUGGGACUGCGGUGGUGGGCUUGUCUCAGGCGACCUCUCAACCUCUUGGUACAUCUGCUACGCCCCAGGAGCCCUGUGGUAUCUAACUGUCUACCCUCUGACGGGUUGAGGAAGAGCUGCUCGGAGGCGGCCCUCAGCAGGCCAUGUAGCAGCCACUCUUCGCUGGACUCCCAGCGCGACUACGUGAUGAGCAGGACCUGCGAGGAAGCCGAGGAGGAGACCGUCCUGGCCCCCGGCCAGGGCGAGCAGCUGCCGGCACGUGGGGGUGGGGGCAGGGACGGGGCGAGGCUGGGCUUCGAGCUGGGCCUAGAGGAGAAGGAGGAGGAGCCAAGGCCCAGGGCAUCCAAGUUCCCUGAGGGUUUCCAGCCCCUCCGCAGUGGUUCGGGAAACAUCAAGAUGCACACGUCCGCCAUCGUGAAGAACCCCUUCAUGUCACCGUUGCUGGCGCCUGACCACAUGUUGAAAGGCCUGCCAGCCGUACACCUCGUGGCCUGCGCCCUGGACCCGAUGCUGGACGACGCGGUGAUGUUUGCCAAGAGACUGCGGGGCCUGGGGCAGCCGGUGACGCUGUGCGUGGUGGAGGACCUGCCCCACGGCUUCCUGAGCCUGUCCCAGCUCUCCCGCGAGACCAAGGAGGCAUCCAAGAUCUGCGUGGCCAAGAUCCGGGAGGUGUUGCAGAGCAAGACGGUCCGGGCGCACAGGAAGCUGGAGCGGCUGGGGGCCAAGCCUCAGGUCCCGCAGCCCGUCGACCGGGAGACGGGGGCUUGAGAGAGGAAAACCCUCCCUCUCUCCCCCUCCCUCCCCCCCGCCGCAAACUCCCCCUCCGCUCAGCCGAGACGGCGCGCUCUGCAUCGCUCGCGCGGAUGGCUCUUGUGCGGAUGGGUGUCGCGCGUUCGGGUCUCGACCCCUCCUGGGUUCCGGCCGGUGGGUCUCUCUGUGGGACAGGACAGGGGUUCUCAAGUCUCCUGCACGAGGGCUGCGUGGGAUCGGCUCGCCCCGUAGCGCCAGAUGCCCCUGCUCCAGCACGAGCCACAGCACUAACACGGACCAAAGCGCGGCGCGUCCCGCCCAGCGCGGGCACGCCUGCGGCUAACCUCUGGACCUCGGGAGUCGCCGCUUCUGCACCCGUGGGUGUGGUUCUGCGUCUGAGGUGGUCUCUCUCGGUUGACGUGUGUGUCCAUUCUCCUGUGUUUGGGGCUGCGCGUGUGUGUUUGUGUUUUCCUUUUCGAGUCUAAUCUGUGUGUGUGUGUGUGUGUGUGUGUGUGUGUGUGCACGCGCGCACCAGUCUGUGUUUUCCUGUGUGAUUCUGUUUGGCUGGCCACACGUGAGUCUGUGUUCACGGCUGCGGACCUGCAUUUGCUUGAGUCUGCGUUUGUGUCUGUGAGCCUGCGUUUGUGUCUGUGAGCCUGCAUUUGCCUUGGUGAGUCUGCGUUCGGCUACGUGAGUCCGUGUUUGCCUGUUGUGGGCCUGCCUCUGCUUGAGUCUGUUUGCCCGCACGUGUCUGCGUUUGCUUGAGUCUGCGUUUGCCUGCACAAGUCUGCAUUUCUUUCUGUUCCUGUGCGCAAGUCUUUCAUUGUGUGUGUAAAUCCAUCUGAAUAUUUAAGUUUGCUUCCUUGCUUUGGAGAGUCAGUUUGUGUGUACGCAAAUCUAAUGUGCAUGUGUACACACUUAUUUCUUCAUGUACCGUGUGUCAGUGUUUCUCUGUGCAUGAGCAGCACUUUACUUUUCACUGUCUCUGUGUACGGAUGCAUCCAACCAACUCACAGCUGGUUCCCUCUGACUGUGUGUCUGCAUUUCCCCCUGCCCAUGUCCACACACUUCCUUCAUCUGCAAGUCUUGCUCCCAUGCGUCUCGUUUUCUUGAUGUGUGCGUUCCUGCAGGCGUAUGAGUCAGCGUUUCUCCCGGUGUGUGUCAGUGUGUGUGUGUGCGCAUCACUCUGUGGAUGCAGGGGCCUGACAGGUCUGUGUUUUUGUCCGUGUGUGAGUCCACCUGUGGGUGCAUGACCUCCUCAGGUGUUCAUCUGCGGAGUUCUCUUUCUAAGUGUGUGUGUGUGUGCCUGUGUCUCUGUGUGUGUGUGUGUGUGUGUGUGUGUAUCUGCAUCAUAUACCGGUAUUAGGUAUGUGUAAAAAGGCUUAAAGAAUUCUGCUGUUUGUAAUAGUACUGACUUUCAUAAUAUAUUUAUUCUGAGCUAACUGAGGCCAUUUCCUGUGUGUGUGUGUGACUGUGUGUGUGUGUGUGUGUGUGUGUGUGUGUGUGUGUUUGUGUGUCUAUGUCUGUAUGUCUGUGGUUGCCUGUGUGUAUGUGUCCAUCUCUCUGUGUGUUUGUGUGUGUGCCUGUGUGUCUAUGUGUGUGCCUGUGCCUGUGUCCAUGUGUGUGUCUCUGUGUGUGUCUGUGUCUAUGUGUGUGUGUCUCUAUGUAUGUCUGUGUAUGUGUGUCUGUGUGUGUGUCUAUGUGUGUGUGUGUGUCUAUGUGAGUAUGUGUGUGUGUGUGUGUGUGUGUGUGUGUGUGUGUGUGUGUGUGUGUGUGUGUGUGUGUGUGUGUGGAGUUUACACACUCUCCCUGUGAUCCCGUGGGUUUCCCCCGGGUGCUCCCCACAUCCCAGUGGUCCACCACCCCCUGGCCCCUCUCCUGUAUGCUCCUGAGGCCUCCAGGCAGGAAGACCCUGCCAAACCCCGCCCCUCCCCCCAAACGUCCUCCCCAUUCACCGGCAGGGCGAGCGGGUCGGUGCCGGUGUCCCGUCCCUGAAAACUUGAUCACACCCCGUCCCGUUCAACUGGGCAGGACACGUCGCUCGUCCGACACCAGAUCCCAGGUCGGACGCUCCCAUCCUGAGCUCUGCCACACAGGACGAGAUUACCGGGGCAGGCAGAGGGGAGAGCUUCGAGGAGGAGCUUGGAGAUCGUUCAAGAAACGCAACAUUCCUCCCACUGUCCCACCACCACUCCGAGUGGAGGGAGGGAGGGUCCAGGGUGCGAGGGAGAACCUGAAGACCACGUGUCCCGACCGCCCACAGGCCCCCGCACGUGGCGGAAAGAGCGCACCCCUCCCCCACAAACUACCUCCUGCCCCAUAUGUGGAAGGGUCAGAGAUUCCCACUUCAUCAGCUCCCCCCCCACCCCACUGAACCUGAGUGGGAGCAGGUCACCCUCAAUCCCGAGGGAUUGGCCAAGGAGAAAUUAAUUGUGGUGGGAAAAUGGACAGGGAAUAAUGGGAGUAACAUCCCAGUAAAAGCUGAGGGUGGGUUGGCUGUAGGUUAACCUAUCACUUUGCCCCAUUUAUACAUCAACCUGUAUCAGCAAACCAGCAGUGGCAGAGCAUAUAAAGGCAGAACGUACAAAGGCAGAACGUGUAAAGGCAGAACGUAUAAAGGCAGAAUGUAUAAAGGCAGAACGUAUAAAGACAGAAUGUAUAAAGAAAUAGAGAAUAUGGGUCAAGAUUUGGAAUGGAUAGUUUGCUGGCCAGUAGGAGACAGAGAGAAAGAGUAGGUAUCACACCAGUGCAGGGGAAGAGUUGGCACUGAGUGAACAGCAAUGGGUCACCUCAAUAAAUCUGCAGAGCAGAACAUGUGAUUAUCAGUUGAAUUUCAGCACCCCUCAGUGUGUGCGACAUCUGGGUAAGAGAAAGGUCACCCAUCACUCCGAGAAUAAAAUCCUCGCUGAGGUAUCGAGCUGUGGGACCUCUGCUUAUAGAUACGCCGGUUACUGGGACCAAGGUUAAUGAGGCCACGAACAAAUAAAACUAAUGCUUAUUCCCAGAGGGAGAGGAAUUGAAAAAUGCCGAGGGUCAUUUGAAACUUAUUGGGGCUUGGUUUAAAACUUGGCUUAUUGCUUGGGCUUUUGUGAAAGAGUCUUUGGCAAAGGAGCAAAAGGAAGGUCCUCUCUGCCCUCGGUGGGGGAAGAAGAUGUCUCUGAACUAUUGAGAGGUUUUAAUGGACAAUGAUUCCAAUCGCUGUGAUAAUGAAAGCCACAGGCAGGAAUUGCAGAUGUCAAGAAAUCCAAACUCUGCUCCAGACAGCUCGUUGUCACAAGGAUUAAUAGGCAAAUUGGUUUAUUAUUGUCACAUGUACCAAGGUACAGUGAAAAACUUUGU